GCGCCUGUGCGGCCUCCUGGUCUUCGCUCUGGCGUUGGCGGGGUCCUCGGGCGACUGCGAGGAGUGCGCAGCGGAGGAGCAGACGCUGACCCUGCUCCAGGCGCAGUCGCAGCUCCGCUCGGGGGCGAUGUCCAUGUCCCUGGUGAAGAAGACGCGCAAGACCAAGUCGUCGAGCGCUGGGCACAAGAUGGCAUACUUCGGCCUCGUGGACGUCGGGACGCCGCGCCAGGGCUUCUCCGUGGUCUUCGACACUGGGAGCGGCAACCUCAUCGUGCCGGGCAGCGACUGCGACAGCCACGCGUGCCAAAUCCACAGGAGAUUCACCAUGAAGAAGUCCAGCUCCGCAAAGGCUGUGAACUGCGACGGCUCCGCAGUGCGCAGGGGGCACUACCCAGACGAGAUAACCAUCACCUUCGGCACUGGGAGCAUCAGCGGGCGCUGCAUCCAUGACCAGAUUUGCAUCGGCAGCGCCUGCACCGAGGGUGACUUCAUCUCGGAGCGCCUGUCGAAAGCCGGCACGCUGCGGAAACCGCUGUUCUCCGUGUUCCUGUCGGACUCUAGCCUGGAGACCUCGGAGAUCACGUUCGGGGAGAUCAAGAGCGAGCACAUGGCCUCCGACUUGUUCUGGGUGCCGGUCACGGGCACCGCGGGCUACUGGGAGGUCCGGAUCGAAGACAUCACCAUCGACAAGGCCCGGCAGGGUAUCUGCAAGGACUGCCGCGUGGCCGUGGACACUGGCACCUCGCAGCUGGCCGGCCCGAGCGCCCUCGUCGAACAUAUGAUCGACCUGCUGAACGUGGCGCCCGAUUGCCGGAACUUCGACUCGCUGCCGGAGCUGGGCUUCAUCAUCGGGGACAAGAUCCUGACCCUGUCUCCCAGCCAGUACGUGGAGAAGUUCGGGUCGAGCUGCAGUGUGGCGCUGAUGAGGCUCGACGUGCCGCCGCCAAACGGUCCCUUGUUUGUGUUCGGCAUCCCGUUCCUGCAGAAGUACUACAGCGUCUAUGACCACGCCAACUCCCGGGUCGGCUUCGCCGUGGCCAAGCAUGCCGGUGAGACGCCCCCCGCGCUCCUGUCGAUGGCCGACGCCCGGCCCACCGCGCACUCGCGCGCGGGCCACCCCGUCGCCUGA
Molecule: messenger RNA, 1129 nt
Organism: Prorocentrum cordatum
Lineage: Eukaryota; Dinophyceae; Prorocentrales; Prorocentraceae
Source: the annotation of a GenBank genome assembly